Molecule: messenger RNA, 617 nt
Organism: Camellia sinensis
Lineage: Eukaryota; Viridiplantae; Streptophyta; Magnoliopsida; Ericales; Theaceae
Source: RefSeq, a predicted model, not a curated record
GUAGACAGAAAAGUUAUGCAGAUAACAGGAGACGUGAUUUGGUGUUUGGGGUUGGAGACCAUGUAUUCCUUAAGGUGUCUCCUAUGAAAGGAGUAAUGAGGUUUGGUGUUCGUGGUAAAUUGAGUCCUAGAUUUGUUGGGCCAUUUGAGGUUUUAGAUCGAAUUGGUGAGGUAGCUUACAGACUUGCCCUACCACCUUCACUAGUUGGAGUUCAUAAUGUUUUUCAUGUCUCAAUGUUAAGGAAGUAUAUACCGGAUCCUAGUCAUGUGAUUGAUCAUGCACCGUUGCAGUUUAAGGAGGAUUUGACAUAUGAGGAACACCCUAUACGAAUUGCUGAUAGGAAGGAACAGGUUUUGAGGCGUCGAGUCAUUCACUAUGUUAAGGUUCAAUGGAGUAAUCACUCGGAAAGAGAAGCUACUUGGGAACUUGAGGAUGAAAUGAGACAAAAGUAUCCCCAACUUUUUGAGACUCCAGGUUUGUGAGAUUGAGAUGGAUCUUGGUAAUUUGAGAUUAGCUUGGGAAAUAUUAUUUUAGCUGUUUGAGGUAAGUAACCCUCUAUCACUGUUGGUUUAUUUUUAAUCCUAUCGAAUCGUUUAAAAUCAUAAAUAUUUAUUCGU